CAUGAUUUGAUUGAUAAUAUUUAUUGAAAUUAAUUAAAACAUGGUGAUUACUGAUAGGUUUUAGGGUAAAUGUUAAUUAUUGUAUGGCAAUACUAUAAAAAACUGGAUUGACGUGGAAGGGGUAAGCGGAACCUGGAACGGAGAAUAGCUGGGAGCUCACUUUUGAUCGAGACGAGCUGAUGGAAGGACAUCGGAGGCAACUGAGGGUCAACCUGCCACUAGAAGUUAUAAUAUCUCAGAAGUGCUCAGAUCUUCACGCUCAUGACCGUCGGUCUACAAAUUCAAAGACAUGACGGAUAGUAAUGAAGCUGGGCCGAGUGGUCUGCAGUUAGCAGUAGGAAGGAAGAGGAUCUUAAAUAUAUCAUCUUCGUCAGAUGAAGAUGAACCACCCAUUAUACGUAGACGCAUACAGAGUGAUAUAAUAGAAUCUAGUGGCAGCAGCGUUACAACUACGAGUCGAGCCAUGAUUGACGCUACAGAUUUUAUUAAUGCGCUAACAGGACGUAGUAAGCCAAUUUUUAGUAUGCAACAGAUGUUGAAUGCUAUACCUGAGUUUGAUCCCGACAGUCGCGCACAAAAUAUAGAUAUUUGGUUGCGAAAAGUAAACGAGUGCGCUUUGAUUUAUGAGUGGACUGAUCGCCAGACAUCACACUGUGCCACCCAAAGAUUAAGAGGCACCGCCAAGAGUUGGUACAACUCCCAACCCAGUUUAGAUUUCUCUUGCAUAGAAUGGCAACAAAAACUUAGGCGUGCAUUUCCCGUUGAUGAUAAUUUCGCUCUGUUGCUCGAGGAGAUGUUUGGUAGAAAGACAGACCCAGAAGAAAGUUUGCGGUCGUAUUUUUACGACAAACUUAUGCUAUUGAAUCGGUGUGGAAUAACAGGAAAGAAAGCUGUCGAUUGUCUAAUCCAUGGAAUAACUAAUACUUCUCUGAGAAAUAGUGCCACAGCUUUGAAGUGUCAAGAGCCAGAAGAUCUUUUACACUACUUUGUACUACAGCAGCCUCAAGGUGUAUUAAUAUCACAAACACAAAGGAAGAGAGGAUAUACUACUAGAUUUGAAAACUCUAUCUCACAGAAGAAAGCUAAAUGCUACUAUUGUGGUAUCGAAGGACAUAUGGCGAAUAAAUGUUUCAAGAGGAAUAAGAAGCCAUCAACGGAUAUAAAAAAGGUGUGUUUCAACUGUAACGAAGAAGGGCAUCUAGUUGCUAACUGCCCGAAAGCCGCGAAUAAAUCUAAAUAA
Molecule: messenger RNA, 1240 nt
Organism: Cydia splendana
Lineage: Eukaryota; Metazoa; Arthropoda; Insecta; Lepidoptera; Tortricidae
Exons: 3
Coding region: 290-1240 (316 amino acids)
Molecular function (GO): zinc ion binding; nucleic acid binding
Source: RefSeq, a predicted model, not a curated record